GAGGAAGAGGAAGAGGAAGAGGAAGAGGAAGAGGAAGAGGAAAAGGAAGAGGAAGAAGAGGAAGAGGAAGAGGAAGAGGAAGAGGAAGAGGAAGAAGAAGAAGAAGAAGUAGAAGAAGAAGAAGAAGAAGAAGAAGAAGAAGAAGAAGUUGGACCUAUCCGCGGCACCCUCUAACCACCCACAACGUGUGCGCGCAUGUUGGCUUCAGAUAUCGCGUUAUCAGUGCUGCAUCUUACUGCGAGAUUUAAGACUCAUAGUGAUCGAUGUUCUUGAAGUCGUUACAAACUGGAAACCGUAUUUGGCGUGUUUUUCGGGUACUUGUAUGAUUUUCAUUAUGUGGUUUCAAUCUCUUAAUGUGUCUUGAGCUGUUGUUGUUUUUUUACUCAGAAAGUCUCCCGGCUAAUCUGGUGUCACAAUUAUUUCUCCGUAGCCUAUCCACUAUCCACCAAUUUCAAAAGACACGAUUAUGUCCCUUGUCAACGAGACAGAACGGGAGCUCAAGGGAUCCCACAACAUCUCUGAACAUGGCGGCUUAAUUGACGACCAAACUUUGCGUAUUUUCCUACUUGUGUUCACCUUUGUCACCCUAGGUCUCAGCCUUUUAGGCUCGGCGUUCAACUGUAUAAACAUAACUGUGUUCUUGACGCUGGGAGCUAAGGACUGUGUGUCUGUCUGUCUCCUUUCACUUGCCGUUUCCGAUUUCACAUGCCUGUUUCUCGGGGCUAUUUGCGGAGUUUGUGACAUACUCGAUGCCUAUGGCUCUGCUGACUUCUAUGUGGAUCCCCGAGGGCUAUAUUACCAAGUAAUAUUCAUCAGUUCAAUGUCAUAUGACAUUUCGACCUAUAUCACAGCCUUCAUCUCACUGGAACGUUGCCUCUGCGUGGCUUUACCUUUCCGUUUCAAGGAACUGUUCACCUUUAAACGAGCCGUAUUGGCUAUGGCGACAAUCUUUUGCCUCACAUUCUGCUGUUACCUCCCCCAUUACGUCACAUCCGGUCUCCGUGUCCAGUGGGACCCCCGGACGAACACGACCCGCGUCCUCCUGUGGAGCUCGAAAGACAUGCCGGCCAUCACAGCUUUCUUAGAUUUGUGGAACCAUCUGAUUCUAGCGGUCACUUCAGUGGUCAUCGUCAUUGUGUGUACCCACAUCAUGGUCACCGGCCUCAAGAAAUCAUCUCAGUUCCAGAGACGCGGAGCUGCGAGACCGUCAGAGCCAGAUGGUCUGAACAAUUUCAAAACUUCGAACGAAGUAGGAGAAGGAGAAGAAAACGUUUUGAGAGACCCAGACAGUCGCAGAGAUAACAAUAUUUCCAGGCCGUAUUGUCCCACAAAUGUGGAAAAAGAAAGUAGUAACAAGAUUAAAGUUGAGAAAAGUCCCCAAACUCUGUCGGCCAAAAAUCGACGUGUUGUGAAAAUGGUAUCCACACUGGCAAUCGUCUCCAUCUUGUGCAAUACGUCACGACUUCUGUUCGUGGUGGCCCUGAGAGCUGAGCCCGACAUAAACUUCGGACAUCGUUAUCACAACUUGUACAUGGUCAUCCUGGCCUUGGCCUAUAUCUUUCAAGUUAUCAAUGCUUCUGUCAACAUUUUUAUAUACCUCAAGCUAAAUCCGUCGUACAGAAAAACAUUCUCUCAGAUUUUUGGCAUUGGUCAGACAAAAUAAAAUCAGACUUUUUAGAAAGUUCUCCUAUUCGCUCAAUAUUGUAAGAAUGGC
Molecule: messenger RNA, 1714 nt
Organism: Aplysia californica (California sea hare)
Lineage: Eukaryota; Metazoa; Mollusca; Gastropoda; Aplysiida; Aplysiidae
Product: chemosensory receptor C
Biological process (GO): G protein-coupled receptor signaling pathway
Cellular component (GO): plasma membrane
Molecular function (GO): G protein-coupled receptor activity
Source: RefSeq, marked provisional